Messenger RNA from Dibothriocephalus latus, 513 nucleotides. Lineage: Eukaryota; Metazoa; Platyhelminthes; Cestoda; Diphyllobothriidea; Diphyllobothriidae. The record is from the annotation of a GenBank genome assembly.
GAGCAUGAUCCGAUCAUCGAACUAGAAAGCCUUCAGCCCUACAUCCCCGGAAAAUGCCGCCUCCGCUUGCUCCUGUUUUCCUUCUUUCGUCUCUUGGCCACUCUCCUCUGGAUCCUGUUUAUUUUUACCGUCAUUGGACUAGGCGUUUUUGCUGUCUACCGAUUUCGUCAGUCCAACAAGCGCCAACGCGAUAGGCGCGCUUCCCGCAUCCGCGAACUGGUUCACCAAGUAACAGACAUCCUACAACAGCAACUGAAGAAUCGGGAGACCAACCCCAUGGAGCCGCCAUACGUUCCAGUGUCUGCCAUCCGCUCCGCUCUACGUCGUUCAAAUUCAGAUGUUGACGACCUGUGGUCCGAAUUGGAGCAACACGUGCACUUGGUGGAGGGCUGCAUUUUGGUGCAGGAGUGGCGCGGUGUCGGUGAGACCUGGCAGUGGCAGGGCGGCAGCGGUUGGCAAGGAUCUGGAUGGUGUCUCCUCUGCAACGGCCUACUCGCCGUCUACUUUUCUUGA